Messenger RNA from Bursaphelenchus okinawaensis, 7154 nucleotides. NCBI's taxonomy places the organism in Eukaryota, Metazoa, Nematoda, Chromadorea, Rhabditida, Aphelenchoididae. The record is from the annotation of a GenBank genome assembly.
AUGAAAUGGAAUAACAUAGACAUGAACAACACUCAGCAUCUGUUAGAUUCAGGUGCACCAUCAACGUCGUCUUCAACUAACGACGAGACUAGUCCACAGUCGUUGCUAGAAGCCAAUUCACCUUAUAACUCUAAUAUCAAAGCGUUGAUGGCCGUAGGGAAGAUGAUGGCGGAUCAACUAGCAAACUCUCAAAUGAGUUCUCAAUCACAACUCCUGAACAAGAUUGCUAUUAAGAUUGAGGCUACGAAUGACGAUAGGUCUGAUCCGUCUAGUGUUAGCAACAAUAAUGCCAACUUUGGGUCGCCGAUGAGUGAUGGGGAUGGUAAGAUUCAUAUUUUUUGCUUGGCGUUUUAGGCUUGUCAAAUUUUAAGUAGGGCUUAAGCAUGCUUUUUGGACAAGGCAGAAAUCGAAUCUCGGUUAGGCUUAGAAGGAAAGACGUGCGAAAGCCGAGCCGCAGUCACGCAGAGAUCAAACAAAAGCCGGGCUAAAGCUGGGUCAAAGGCGGGCGAAAGCGUUGCCAAAGCCGGGCCAACGCCGGGCUAAAGCCGGGCUAACGCCGAGCCAAAGCCGGGCCAAAGCCGGGCCAAAGCCGGGCCAAAGCCGGGCCAAAGCCGGGCCAACGCCGGGCCAAAGCCUGGCCAACGACGGGCCAAAGCCGGACCAAAGCCGAUCCAAAGCUGGGCCGAAGCCUGACCACAACUGGACCGAAGCUAUGCCAAAACUGGACAAAUUUUGGGCCGAAUUCUGUCUAAAGCUGGGCCAAAGCUGGGUCAAAGGCUGACCACGGCCAAGCCAAAGCCAAGCCAAAGCCGGGCCAAAGCCGAUCCAAAGCUGGGCCGAAGCCCGACCACAACUGGACCGAAGAUAUGCCAAAACUGGACAAAUUUUGGACCAAAUUCUGCCUAAAGCUGGGCCAAAGCUGGGUCAAAGGCGGACCACGACCAAGCUAAAGCCAAGCCAAAGCCGAGCUAAAACCGGGCCAAAGCCGAGUUAAAGACGAACCGACGUCGGGCGAUUCAGGACAAAGCCGGGUCACAGAAAGCUCAAAUCGGGACAAAUGCGAAAGCCAGGCAGAAGCCGAUACAAAGCCAAACAGAAUCUGGGCUUGUUUAAUGUCAGACCUAGCCUUGUAAGGCUGCAAAGCUUGGGUUGGGCAAAAUAUUAAAAGUUUAGAGUUUACUACAUUGUUAUGCCUAUUAACGUUCUGUUUUUAAAUUUCGUAUUUUUAGAUCGAAACGGGCCCAGGUUUUGUGUAGUUUGUGGAGACGUUGCCUUUGGAAACCAUUAUGGAGCUGUUUGUUGUAAUGGGUAAGUUAUUGUGAAUAGUGUUGGGUAGGUAAUUUUAACCUUGAACAAAUACUGCCAAAUUUCAAUUUCUAAAAAUUUUAAUUUUUUUUUUAUUUUUUAAAGUUUUUUUUUAAAUUAGUAAAUGUAAAAAAAGUGUUGCCAUUUCAGAUGCAAAGGGUUCUUCCGCCGAAGUGUUUGGAGUAAACGAAUGUACAUGUGCCGUUUUGGGCAUGACUGCGAAAUUCGAAAAGGUAAGUCGCUAAUUUUGCUCUAAUCCUACUUUCUACCUAAGCAUGUUUCACUUUUUAUAAAGGGUAUGUUAGAUUAUGGUUGACAUAUACCUAUUAGGAUAGGGUAGGAUAGGAUAGGGAAGGGUAGGGUAGGGUAGGGUAGGAUAGGAUAGGGUAGGGUAGGGUAGGGUAGGGUAGGGUAGGGUAGGGUAGGGUAGGGUAGGGUAGGGUAGGGUAGGAUAAGAUAGGGUAGGAUAGGAUAGGGUAGGGUAGGGUAGGGUAGGGUAGGGUAGGGUAGGGUAGGGUAGGGUAGGGUAGGGUAGGGUAGGGUAGGGUAGGGUAGGGUAGGGUAGAAUAGGGUAGGGUAGGGUAGGGUAGGGUAGGGUAGGGUAGGGUAGGGUAGGGUAGGGUAGGGUAGAGCAGGGUACGGUAGAGUAAGGUAAAACAUUUUUACUUACCGUAACUUAAAAACCUAGCAAUUUACUACCGUAUCUCUAAUAAUUAUCAUCGCCUUACGUUCCAUUACCGUAACCCGCAAUCAUUUCUUAAGAACAGCACGUAUUAAAGUUGAGCAUGUUGGACUUAGAUUAGCUUACUACAUUAUUUCAAAAGUAAAACAUGUAGUCGGGGUUCACAUCGACCAUGUACAUAUAGACGCAUGUACGUAUGUAGCUAUUAAUUACGAGGACAUUAAUUUAGCUGGGGCGUAUGUUUAUAAUGAGCUUAUGUUUGACAACGUGGGGCUGGGACGUUUAUGGUUUUUGAGCUAAUUUAUUAAAAAACUGAAAAGUUUUUAGCUUUUUUUGAAUUUGAAUCUGAAUUUUAUCAAGAUAUACCUUCUUUGGAAAAAGCGGGGUUCUUUAUAAAAAAAAAGUAUUUAAAUAAAGAGUCGGGACCAUUUUUUAACGAAUGGGACUAAAUGGGACUAUUUUUAAGAAGGUAAGAUGGACCUUUACCUAAAAAGAUAUGAUGAUCACUAAGAAGGUGGGGCUACCUCUAUGGAAGCAAGACUGCUUCUAAAAAAAUAGGACGUUUUUUAUGGCUAAGUCUUUGGCUAGGGCUCUGGGCUCUAGGCUAGGGCUCUAGGCUAGGGCUCUGGGCUAGGGCUCUGGGCUAGGGCUCUGGGCUCUGGGCUCUGGGCUAAGGCUCUGGGCUAGGGCUCUCAGAGAUAAGACUCUGGGUUAGUGUUCUUGUAGAGCUUUGGGCUAGGGCUAGUUAAGUCAAUUGUAAUUUUUUUCAAAUUUUUAAAAUUUUUUUUAAGUACCGUUUGUUUGUUAAGAAGGUAAGACUAUUUCUAAAAAGAUGAAAUGAUUUUUAUAAAGAUGGGGCUAUUUAUAAAAAGACGGGACCAUUUUUAAGAAGAGUACACCACUCUUGAUGAGAUAAAGCUAAUUCCAUAAAGAUAUCACUAUUUUAUAAAAGAUUAGACUAUUCAUAAAAAAAUUAGGACCAUUUUUAAAAAAGAAAGACCAUUUAUAAAAAGGCUUUACUAUUUUAAUGUAGUUAAACUCAUUUUAAAACGAUGAGACCAUUUCAUGGAGUAUCUUCUCUACUUUAAAACUACAAGUUUUUAUAACAAUCAUUCCCAAACAAUGUCAAAAAUAAUUAAACCCACUAGAAAUGGCAUUCUCACACCUCACCGAAAAUACAAUUAUGGUUUACAACACUCGGGCGCGAAGAAAAAAUUAGCAGUCAUAACGACGGUUUUGUGCAUGUUUUUUGUCGCUAUGUAUACACAUACAGAAUGAACCCUGAACCUUGUUGGGCCUUGAGGCGGUUUUUCGUGCUCGCGGAGCACGCCUUUCGCCAUGGACUUUUUAAUAAAUUACACUUAAUAAAACAUGUUGUGUCCUGGGUUGGUAAAGGUGGAUUUUUAGGAGGGGUUGGGAUGGGAAUGACUGUUUUAAAGGUUUUUUGGUAUUAUUAAGCUAAUAGGUUUAAAAAUUUUAAAAAAUUUUUGGGUAGGGCAGGGUAAAUUAGAAAACUAACAAAGAUACAUAAAGGUAUGGUUGACAUGAGCCGAAAUAGACUGUGGUAAGCCCAGAGCAACUAAGACCUAGGCUAGGAUUAGGGCUAGAGAUAAAGCUAUAGUUAAGCCUAAAGCUAGAGCUAGAGCUAACGCUUAGGCUAUAUAGGCCGUUUGUAAAAAUUGUUUUUGGGUUAGGGCUAGGCUGGGCGGGGUUAAGACAGACUAAGCUAAACUCUGCUGGGCUAUGCCGUUUCAAAAUUAGGGUUAAAAGUUGGGCUAGCACUAGGGUCAUAGGCUAACAAAGUCUUGGGGACAGAGAUCGGGGCUAGGGCUUUCAGUAUGGAACUAGGGCUCAAGGCCCGGGAAUCGAGCUUUAGGGCUCGGGCUGGGGCUUUGGGGCUAGGGCUUUGGGGCUAGGGCUUUGGGGCUAGGGCUUUGGGGCUAGGGCUUUGGGGCUAGGGCUUUGGGGCUAGGGCUUUGGGGCUAGGGCUUUGGGGCUAGGGCUUUGGGGAUAGGGCUUUGGAGCUAGGUCUUUAAUUUUUGAAAAUAUAAAAAAAUUUUAAGGUUUUGUCUAUUAAAAAUUUUAAAAAAAUUUAAUUUUCAGACACUCGUAACGUCUGUCGCGCCUGCCGCCUCCGCCGCUGCUUUCAAUUGGGUAUGAAUCCAGAAGCGGUUCAAAUGGAAGAUGCUCGUAAUGGAGUUGCCGAUCCACAAUGUAAUGAAUGGAUUGCCAAAAUGAGAGCGACCUACACCAAUCUAGAUGUGUCAACUCGAAUACAUAAAGAAAAAGAAAGAAUUCGGACUGCUGACUCAGUUACUCAAACCAACAUAACAGCCAAUCACUUUGGUCAACCUAAGCAUAGGGUUGGUUGUGAUCCGACGAAAAUACUUGACACGCCCAAGGCUGAAUUCAUUAGAGAAGAUUUUAGAAAUUUGAUUAUAAGAACAGUCUUUUUGGAACAAGAAACUUGGCAAAAGACUGAAAGCGGAGUUAAAGCAAGACCUAGCGGAUCACAGAUUUCAACCUUUGAGGAGGCUUUCAAUAGUCCUGAACUGGUUUGUGCGAGGUAUCCGGUAAGUUAAUGUGUUACUUUGUUGUGUUGGGCGUGUUUGGGUAAAGGUAAUAUACUGUAAACUAAGGUAGUGUAAAGUAAUAUAGUAUAUGGUAAGAUAGAGUAAUUUAGGGCAUUGUAGGGUAGGGUACAGUAUAUCAGAAUAAGAUACUGUAAUUCAUUGUAGGGCAUUUUAAGGCAAAAUACUGUAUGCCAAAAAAAGAUAAAAAAGUACUGUAACUCAGAGCAGGGUACUGUAAGUAGAAGUACUGUAUGUCUGAGAAAAAUAUUGUAAUUCAGAGUAGUGUCGUGUAAGGAAAAGUACUGUACAUCAGAAAAAGAUACUGUAAUUUACGGUAGAGUACUGUAAAGAAAAUUACUGUACGUCAAGGCGUAGCAGCAUGAAGCACUGUAAGUCUGACUAUUCUAAAGUAGAGUACUGUAGAUCACAGUUUCGUAGGUUAAGGUACUGUAAGUCAAGGCAGGAUUUUGCAAGUUAAAGUAGGGUGUUGUAAGAAACGGUACUGUAAGUCAGGGCACUGUUGCUUAACUUACUGUAUGUUUAUGUAGAGUAGGAUACGGUAAUUCAAGAUAGUUAAGUAGAGUACUGUAAGUCAGAGCAAAAUAUUGUCUGUUAAGAUAGAGAGUAGUAAGCAAGCGUACUUUACGUUAGGGCACAGAAGCUUAGAGUACUGUAAGUUUGGGUAAGAUAGAGUAGGGCUUUGUAAAGUAAAGUUAUAUGACAUAAAGUACUGUAACACAAAAUAGCACUGAGUUGGCUACUAUAAAAGCAAAUUACUGUAAUGUUUUUUUAAUUUUUUGUUACUAUAAGAAACCUUUUUUAGCUAAACUUCAACGGAGAAAACGUGAUGAAAGUAGGAGACCUAUUAGAUGGCUGGCGACGACAUUUCACAUUUUACAUUGACUUUUGUAAAUGCAUGCCCGAAUUCCGCAAUCUACCUCCAAGUGAUCAAAUAGCUUUGGCUAAACGACGCGUAGUUAAUAUGAUCUGGCUAAUGCAUGCUUAUUACACUUCACUUACUGAUAAGAUCGGGUUCUGCUCUUCGAAUGGCGUUUAUCAUCCAGCCGAACACGAUUUGAGAUACGAUGAAGCUGAUGAAACGUGAGUAUUGUACUAUAAUAGUUCGUGCUGAAUCGUAAUUUUAAAAAAAAAUUUAAAAUACAGUAUAAAAUAAAAUCUUACUGUAAUAUUAAUAAAAUAAAAAUUUUCAGAAUAAAAACAUUUUACGCCAACUUGUUGCCAUUUUUUGUCAGUGACAUGAUUAUCCCAAUGAGGCAGCUCAAAAUGGACUUAGUGGAAUAUGUCCUUAUCAAAAUGAUCACCUUUUUCAGAGAUGGUAAGCUACAUAUUUUGAAAUUUGAUUAAAAAAAACAGAGUGGUAAGUCAGGAUAGAGCCGGGUAGGGUAAGGUAGAGUCGGGUUCAGUAGGGUAGAGUACAUUAGGGUAGAGUACGGUAGUAUAGAAUGAAGUAAAUGACCAGUUUAAGAAUUUAAGGAGUUGUUAGGUAGGGUAAGGAUAAUUUUAUUUUGGGUGGGAUUUUUGAGGCAAGACAAGCUAAGCAAAGGGUAAUAAAAGCCAGAUGAAGAGUUAGAGUAAAGGAUAUGUUAAGGCUAGAAAAACUUUGGGCAAGGUAGGUUUUUUUGAGUAAGGUUGAUUUUUGAAGUUGUGGAGUAGAAUAACCACUCCAUUACAGUAAAAUCAUGUAAGUUAGUGUAGGGUACGAUAGGGUAUAGUAGAAUACGGUAGGGUGGGGUAAGGUAGGGUAGGGUAGGGUAGGGUAGGGUAGAGUAGGGUAGGGUAGGGUAGGGUAGGGUAGGGUAGGGUAGGGUAGGGUAGGGUAGGGUAGGGUAGGGUAGGGUAGGGUAGGGUAGAGUAGGGUAGGGUAGGAUAGGGUAGGGUAUGUUAGGGUAGGGUAGGGUAGGGUAGGGUAGGGUAAGGUUAGUUUUUUAUACUUAUUCACCAUUAUAAAAUGCAUUUUUAGAAUUUUUUGUAUCAAACGAAACACGGAAAAAGCUGGAAGACUAUAAGCAACGUUACACAUUAGCUUUGGAUGCUUACAUCAAGUCCAAGUACGAUGAUCAUUACGAAGCUUUGGAUCGAUUUGCCAAUCUAUUGAAUAUCAUCCACUCAGUUUUGGUAAGUUUUAAAACUUUUUUCUAUGCUAGUACCAAAGUUAUAAAAAAAAUUAAGUUUUGGUACGUUUGGUACUAAAGCUUAGUUUUUGGUACUAUUGGUACUAAAUUUUAAUUUUUAGUACUAUUUUAUAUAAUUCCGUACUAAAUAGCAUGGAAAUUGAAUUGCAUUACUCUUUUAAACUGAUUUGCCAAAUAUAGUACUAAAUAGCACCAUUUCAGUACCUAACGUCAAAAAUGAAUGAAAGAGUAGAAUUAAGUUCUUUCUUCAACAUCAUCGACUUUGACAAACUGACGAAAGAAAUUCAUGCUACAGAACUUUUCUACAACCUUGAUGAUCCUAAUAAUAUACCAGUGACUCCAGCUGCACCAAUAGUACCAAGGAACAUUGAUCCUUCGGCUUAUGAGAAUCCGGAUUUCUUGGCUACUUCGAAUGUUGCCAGGAUCAAAUAUGAACACUAG